Messenger RNA from Drosophila hydei, 2615 nucleotides. RefSeq names its product homeotic protein female sterile. The record is from RefSeq and is a predicted model, not a curated record. Lineage: Eukaryota; Metazoa; Arthropoda; Insecta; Diptera; Drosophilidae. The coding region runs from base 751 to 2427 and encodes 558 amino acids. The transcript has 4 exons.
UUUACAUUAGUUUUUUGUUUAUGUUGGGAAGUCGUCGGAAAAUUCGGCUGUUUUGUGUGUGUGCCGCAAUGAAAAGCUGCUAAAAAGCUAAAUAUAAAAAUCAGCGCAGCGCGCGGCCGUCUGUCGGUGUAUUGUUUUCAAAGUGCAGUCAGUAGGCAGCAGCAAUUGAUGAGAAAAAAUUAUGUGAAGCAGAAACGCAGUUUUUGUUUGUGUGUAUGUGUAUGUACAUUGUGUUUCUGUAUGUGUAUUGUGCAAUGAAACUGGAAAACCAUUAUUAUUAAUGAAAACGCGUGAGAUGUACAACGACAACGACAACGACCAACUCCUCCCACUUGUACGUGUUGUAGGGGUGAAGGGUGUUUGACUGCUGUGUCUGUGCGUGUUAGUGUGUUUGUGCGUGUACGAUAAGACUUGUAUUUGCGGGCAAUAUAUAACUGAAUAUAUAUGCAGAGUAAAUGUCAAAGAAGGCGAUACGUAAUAUGCACACGCAUUAAUAACAGCAAAAGGUCAAAAGUUAAGCUGAAAACAGGACCAAGACGCCGUAAUGUUGUAAGUCAGCGGCAACAGUAAGAGAAAGAGAGAAAAAGAGAGCGCAUGUUGGUGUGAGUGCACACGAUAAGAACAAAGAGAAGAGAAAAGAGCACGGAAAACCCGUCAAAGAAUCAGCAGUAGAGGGCAAAUCAAAAGACUGCUAACAACUAAUAAACAAACAUCAAAUAAUAACAACCAUAAAACAUAUACAAACCGAAAAUGUCGGCCGCGGAGCUUGAGACUGAAAGUUCCGCACAGGAGCAGCAACCGAAACAACAACAAAACGUACACACAAGCAACAAUAACAGCACUGCCAAUGAUGCUGAAGCCAAUACAUUUGGCAUAGACCUAGAAGAAACGAUUGAGACUAUGGCAUCAAGCAACAGCUAUAGCAUUAAUAUGGAGCAACAAAAGCUGCAGCUCAAUAAUAUGCAACAGCAUGCCCAAUUGCAACAGCAGCAACAUGCACAGCAGGAGCAAGAACAGCAGCUAGAUCAACAAGGCGAUAUGGGUUUGGGGAUGACACUGAUGCAAUCAUCGCCACCACCACACAGCUAUCGACACUCACGCGCCUAUCGUCACUUUAAGAACCCGCCACAGCCGCACAUGUGCAUACGCACCACCACUGAAACUGGUGAGGAGUUGUUCAUCAAUGUGCUAAGCUGGACACGUAUAGUAAUACCACAGGAGCCCAGUGAUCCUAUACCUUUGUAUGGAGGCAUGCGCGUGCCGCCUGGCAGCCCGCGCAGUCCACCCAUUGUGUUUGCCGUUAUGGCCAAUCCUGAAGUGCUUAAAGACUCUGGACGCCAUAGCAAGGAUCCAGAGGAACGACGUGCUAUGGUGGAGCUAAUGUGCGACUUUGUGGAGGCUAUGAAUCCCGGCGUGAAAUUAGUCAGAAACGCCGUUAUACUCAAGGAUCGUGACAUUUCGGGCGAGCUUAAGGAUGUCUGGAAUGCUGUGCAGGCGCAGCGGGAUCGGGAACGUGAGGAGCAAAUGUUGCAGCAGCGUCAACAGCAGCACUAUCAAAACAUCACUACGCAACAAAUGUUUCCCAAGUCACCGGAUGCAUUGCGUGCUGGCAGUGCUGCGCAAUCAAAUACUUCCGAGAUCGGCUUGCCCCCAGCAUACAAUGCCGAUCUUAUGACGGCGGAACAUGGGAAUGGCAUUACAUUGGCCGUAUUUGCCCAACAGCUCGAUAACAAGGUAGCCAGUGAGCAGUUGGAUGAACACCAGCAGCAAGAACAACAAGUGGGUAGCAAUGAGGGAACGCCUGGCGAUUCUUGCAGUGAUCAAACGGAUGCGGGUGUCGUUGUUAAUGGUAACAACGGCUCUCCAUCUGCCUCAGAAAAUCUAUCAACGCCAGAGCAAGCGACACAUGAGCCUGAGAGCAAAUCAGUCAAUACGACUACCAGCAAUGGCAUUAGUGCUCCAUUAAAUACAACAACAGCUCCAACGCCAAACGCUGCAGCUGUUCAGCCCACAGCCACACCUACGCCCACGCCUCCUGUAGCCACAGCUACGCCCACUCCAGCAGCGCCAGUAAAGAAGGAGAAACUUGGCGGCUUCUUGCCCAACGGUUGCAUAUUCCCGCGUUUCAAGAAUAAUAAGCAUAAGGAUAAAGAUGGAAAUCACAAGGAGAGCAAGAGCAAAGAGAAAACACUGCUUAAUGCGCUAAAGAAGAGUAAGGAAAAGAAAGUGGCGCCCAGCGAACAAACACCCGGUGACAAAACAGCCACUGACAAUGGCACCACACAAUACGAGAAGAACUGCAUCAACAAUCUCGAGUGUGAGGUGCAGAAGCUCGAUCUGAAUAGCAGCAACAACGACAACAACAUGUUCAUCAAGCUUAAAGUGGCGCCCAGUGCAACAUCGGCAGCGGCCGCUGUAGCCAAGUAGUUAAGUAUAAAUGAUAACAAGGAUAACAUCAAGUUUCGUAAGUAGGAAGAGUAAAGGCACGAUAGGAGUAAUGAGUAGACAGAGAACUACUUUUUGGGUAGCACUAGCACUUCAUUAGCACCUAGGCGUAUUUAGAGUCGUGGACGUUUAAUAUAUACAAGAUUUACAUAAAUACAAACAUGCAUAUA